Molecule: messenger RNA, 576 nt
Organism: Aspergillus alliaceus
Lineage: Eukaryota; Fungi; Ascomycota; Eurotiomycetes; Eurotiales; Aspergillaceae
Product: putative GPI anchored cell wall protein
Exons: 3
Coding region: 1-576 (191 amino acids)
Source: RefSeq, a predicted model, not a curated record
AUGUUGUUUGCCAAGUCUGCUCUUGUCCUUUCCUUUUUGGCUCUCGGCAAUAUUGCCGCUGCUGCAAGCACUAAGGCUUGCCUUCUUUCGGCUCUUGCCCAGGAGCCAAAGCCCGGUGAUCUGAAGGCUGUCUGCGUUACGAACGGCGAGAAAGUGCAGAGCAAGAUCGCCAGCCUGUGCGGUGAUGACAAGGAGGAAGCUCUGAAGCAGUUCGCUGAUACCUGCUCCUCGGCUGGACAUAAAGUUGUCGUCAAUACCUCGACCUCCUCUGGUGCCGCUUCCACCGGUACUCCCUCUGCGGGAUCCAAAUCAAGCAGCUCCGGUUUUAUCACUGCUACCCCUACUAGCACCUCCGGCUCCCACUCCGGCUCCGGCUCUAGCUCCAGCGCUAGAGUCAUCCCUACCUCUGGCUCUGGCUCUGGUGCUAACUCAGGCUCUGGCUCUAGCGCUAGCCCCAGCUCGAGUACCUCUGCUGCCGUACCUCUUCACACUGCCAAUGCUGGCUCGUCUGACAAACAUAUUCCUGCUGCUGCCUUCGCUGCCGUUGUCUUCGUCGGCUUCGCUGCUACGCUGUAA